UUCGAUCUCACGCAAACACAAACGCACUCUCCUGAAAACCUAUCUUUUCCUCUGAAGAAGAAGAAGAAGAAGAAGAAGAAGACGAACAUCAACCAUGGCGGCAACUGUAACAAGCGCGUGGGCGAAACCUGGCGCGUGGGCCCUCGACUCCGAACAACACGAAGACGAACUCAACCAGCCACCACCAGCCCCUACUCCAGCACCACCAACCUCCGAUUUCCCGGACCUAAUGACCGCCGCAGCCACCAAAACAAAGAAAAAGAAAGCCCAGACACUUUCUCUCGGUCAAUUCGUUUCAAGCUCUUCAAAUCAGACUUAUCAAACCCCCAAAGGCUUAACCGCAGAGGAUCUCUUGAAUCUCCCCACCGGUCCACGUCAGCGCACGGCGGAGGAACUCGCCGGUACUAGGUUAGGCGGCGGUUUCAGAUCGUACGGUGAUCGGAACAACGAAUCUUCGAACUCGCGUUGGGGAUCUGGUAGGGGUAGCGGUGGUGGUGAUGAAGAGGGUAGGAGAUCUAGUAGGGAGCCGUUGGGGCCCUCACGUGCGGAUGAGAUUGAUGAUUGGGGUGCUAUGAAGAAAUCGACGGUUGGUGGUGGUUUUGAUAGGAGAGAGAGAGGUGGAGGAGGGGGUUUCGGUGAGGGUUCGCAUUCGCGGGCCGAUGAUUCCGAUAGCUGGGCGAGUAAUAAGACGUAUAGACCGACCGAGGGGCGGAAGUUUGGGGGGUUUGAGAAGGAGAGGAGGAUGGGAUUUGAGUCGAGUGGGGAUGCCGAUAAUUCGGAUAACUGGGGGAGGAAGAAGGAACCGAGAUUCAGCGGUGGGAGCGGGAGCGCAUUUGAUAGUUUGAGAGAAAGGCGAGUUGCGAAUGAUUCGUCAGAUUCCGAUACAUGGGGGAAAAAGAGGGAAGAAUCGAGCGUUGGUGGUGGUGGUGGUGGAGGCAGGCCUCGGUUGAAUUUGCAGCCUAGGAAGCUGCCUGUGGGUGAGGUUGAGAAUGUGAAACCUGCUAAAGGUUCUAACCCGUUUGGGGAAGCGAGGCCGAGAGAAGAGGUGUUGAAGGAAAAGGGUGAGGAUUGGAAGGAGAUUGAUGAGAAGCUUGAGGCCAUGAAAAUGAAGGAGUUAGGGUCGGGUGAUCGGUUUAAACGGGGUGGUGGUAAGCCGAGGUCUGUUGAGGAUUUGUCUGAGAAGAGCUGGAGAAAGAACCAGGCUGUGGAUGCUGAUGUUGCUCCCCCAAGUGGUGAGAACAAUGAAAAUGGUGGACAUACAGAAGAAUCAGAACCGAAACCUGAAGAAGAUGCACAGAAGUGAUGAGCAAUGGCAAAGUUUUGUGUUCUGUUUUUGUUGGUACUGUUGCAAGUUUUGUGUUCUGUUUUUGUUGGUACUGUUGCAAGUUUUGAUAGACUUUUGAUGAAGAGAGUGAUUUUUGUAGGAUUUAAAAUGCAUAAUUAUGUUAUUAAUUUAUCGUCAUUAUUUGUUCUUAUGUUAUUAA
Messenger RNA from Helianthus annuus (common sunflower), 1484 nucleotides. Its product is annotated as eukaryotic translation initiation factor 4B3. The transcript has 2 exons. Gene Ontology annotation, molecular function: translation initiation factor activity; mRNA binding. The record is from RefSeq and is a predicted model, not a curated record. The coding region runs from base 95 to 1303 and encodes 402 amino acids. Lineage: Eukaryota; Viridiplantae; Streptophyta; Magnoliopsida; Asterales; Asteraceae.